Coniophora puteana RWD-64-598 SS2 is the source of this 1134-nucleotide messenger RNA. Its product is annotated as FAD/NAD(P)-binding domain-containing protein. The record is from RefSeq and is a predicted model, not a curated record. The transcript is spliced from 7 exons. Lineage: Eukaryota; Fungi; Basidiomycota; Agaricomycetes; Boletales; Coniophoraceae. The annotation marks the transcript as partial. Gene Ontology annotation, biological process: secondary metabolite biosynthetic process. Gene Ontology annotation, molecular function: monooxygenase activity; FAD binding.
GGAGAUAUCCUCAGCUUGGGCCCUAACGCAGGGAGGAUUCUCGCUCGCUGGGGGUUGCACGACCGGCUUUGGGCCGUGUGCGGUCAUCAUCCCGGGCUCAACCUCCACAACCAUCUCGGCGAACUCGUCCGCUUUCAGAAGUCCGAACAGCCCAUGUUUGGCGCAUAUAGCUAUAACGGGCAUCGUGCCGAGAUCCAUGGCAUCUUAUUCGAACAUGCGCUCGAGCUCGGCGUCAACAUCCGCAUGGGUGAGGAAGUGGCGGAGUACUGGGAAGAUGACGCGCGAGGUGCAAGCGGUGUCACGUUGAUGGGUGGCGAAGAGCUUGAAGCAGAUGUAGUCGUCGCGGCUGAUGGAGUGAGAAGUUUUGCGCGCAAGUUCGUUUUGAACUAUCAAGACAGACCGAAGCCGUCUGGCUAUGCCGUGUACAGAGCCUGGUUCGACGCUGCCGAACAGGGUGUUGAUAAGGACCCGCUUACUCGGCACAUGGUCACAGACGGGGAUGUGUUCUACGGCUGGAUAGGCCAAGACGUCCACAUGCUCACUUCGUCCAACCUCGGCGGCAAGACCAUCUCAUGGGUCAUCACGCACAAAGACGACACCGGACUUCUUGAUACGUCUUCUCUCCCAGGCAAGAUGGAGGACGUCCUCAAAAUAGUCCAAGGAUGGGACCCGCGCUGCGCUGCUAUCCUAUCCAAGGCGCCUGAGUGCGUCGAUUGGAAGCUAACAGUUCACGACCCUCUGCCAACGUGGAUCAGCAAAAGCGGGAGGAUCAUCCUCAUUGGCGACGCUGCGCACCCCUUCUUGCCCACGAGCGCCCAAGGUGCUUCGCAAGCCAUCGAGGACGGCGUCACUCUCGCAGUUCUGCUUCAGCUGGCAGGUAAGCAGAACGUACCAGUCGCACUGCAGGCUUGGGAGAAGAUCAGGUACCAGCGCGUUCGCGACUCACAGGUCAUGGGCGAGUCGACGCGUGACAAAUGGCAUCAGGCGAAGCCCGAGGACAAGGGCGAGAAGCUCGAUAUGCCACGACCUGCGUGGCUAUUUGCGUUUGAUGCGGAGGCACACGCCUACGAGGUAUACGACGAUAUUAGGGAGGAGAUCGAGCGAGAGGGUUAUAGUCUUCCGACUCUGGCCUGA